Messenger RNA from Limulus polyphemus (Atlantic horseshoe crab), 1576 nucleotides. Its product is annotated as tubulin alpha-1C chain-like. Gene Ontology annotation, molecular function: structural constituent of cytoskeleton; GTP binding. Gene Ontology annotation, biological process: microtubule cytoskeleton organization; mitotic cell cycle. The transcript is spliced from 6 exons. Gene Ontology annotation, cellular component: cytoplasm; microtubule. The coding region runs from base 119 to 1468 and encodes 449 amino acids. Lineage: Eukaryota; Metazoa; Arthropoda; Merostomata; Xiphosura; Limulidae. The record is from RefSeq and is a predicted model, not a curated record.
AAGAACCAGCGUUAGAUCAUACACGUCAGUUCGUUGAGAGUAACGUUACUCAGCUCGCUACGAACGUCUUAUCACACUAUUUAUAGUUUUUCUGUAAAUAGAAGUCUAUUCAGCCAAAAUGCGUGAAUGUAUUAGUGUUCACAUUGGUCAAGCUGGUGUCCAGAUUGGUAACUCGUGUUGGGAGCUCUACUGCCUCGAACAUGGCAUUCAACAAGACGGAAACAUGCCCAGCGACAAAGCUCAGGGCUCUGACGACUCUUUUAACACGUUCUUUAGUGAAACAGGAUCUGGAAAACACGUGCCUAGGGCAGUAUUUGUAGACUUGGAACCGACGGUAGUCGAUGAAGUCCGCACAGGAUCAUAUCGUGCUCUUUACCACCCUGAACAAUUGAUCACUGGAAAGGAGGAUGCUGCCAACAAUUAUGCUCGUGGACACUACACAAUCGGUAAAGAAAUCGUUGACCUAGUUCUGGACCGCAUCAGAAAGUUGGCAGACAGCUGCACUGGACUUCAGGGUUUUCUAAUCUUCCACAGUUUUGGAGGCGGUACUGGUUCUGGCUUCACAUCCCUGCUCAUGGAAAGGUUGUCUGUCGACUAUGGAAAGAAAUCCAAAUUAGAGUUCUCUAUCUACCCCGCUCCCCAGGUAUCCACUGCUGUUGUUGAACCAUACAACUCCAUUUUGACUACUCACACCACUCUGGAACAUUCUGAUUGUGCUUUUAUGGUAGAUAAUGAGGCUAUAUAUGACAUCUGUCGCCGUAACUUAGACAUAGAACGACCAACUUACGUUAACCUUAAUCGGCUCAUCAGUCAAAUCGUGUCUUCCAUCACUGCUUCCUUACGUUUCGAUGGUGCUUUAAACGUUGAUUUGACGGAGUUCCAGACCAACUUGGUGCCAUAUCCCAGAAUCCAUUUCCCCUUGGUAACAUAUUCUCCUGUGAUAUCUGCUGAGAAAGCUUACCAUGAACAGAUCACAGUAGCUGAAAUCACCAAUGCCUGUUUCGAGCCAGCCAAUCAGAUGGUAAAGUGUGAUCCCCGCCACGGCAAGUAUAUGGCUUGCUGUAUGUUGUACAGAGGUGAUGUUGUUCCGAAGGACGUCAACGCUGCCAUUGCUGCCAUCAAGACCAAGCGAACCAUUCAAUUCGUGGAUUGGUGUCCAACUGGUUUUAAGGUUGGCAUAAACUACCAACCCCCAACUGUUAUUCCUGGUGGUGACUUGGCCAAGGUACCUCGUGCUGUGUGCAUGUUGUCCAACACCACUGCAAUCGCUGAGGCCUGGGCUCGUCUGGAUCAUAAGUUUGAUCUGAUGUACGCCAAGCGUGCUUUUGUCCACUGGUAUGUUGGUGAAGGAAUGGAAGAAGGAGAGUUCUCUGAGGCAAGAGAGGACUUGGCAGCUCUUGAGAAGGACUACGAGGAGGUUGGCAUGGACUCUGCUGAUGGUGUUGAAGAUGAGGGAGAGGAGUAUUAGAUCACGAUCACUAAUUCUCUGAUAUGACGAAGAAGCAAACUUCAAGGGGCAGAACUUAAAAUAAAUCAUGAAAGAUAUGAAAUGAAAAAUAAACACUUUCAAAUUUCA